This is a messenger RNA of Aricia agestis (brown argus), 2924 nucleotides long. RefSeq names its product sarcalumenin. Bases 161 to 2524 code for a protein of 787 amino acids. The record is from RefSeq and is a predicted model, not a curated record. Gene Ontology annotation, molecular function: GTP binding. The transcript has 11 exons. Lineage: Eukaryota; Metazoa; Arthropoda; Insecta; Lepidoptera; Lycaenidae.
CGCCCCCCCGGCCCCCCUCCGCGCCCAGUGUUGGACCCGGCUCAAGACCGCGAGCGCCAGUACUCCUCCGACCAGCGAUGCUGGCCUGUCUCCGGAAAUAAUCGAACGAUCGCGCGCGAGUGUUGUGCAAAUGACUGGCUGCCCCUGAGGGCAUAUCGAAAUGUGGACAAAACGAUUAAAAUGGAGGUUUACCCUGUGCGUGUUGUUCGCCGUGGCCGCGCUCGCGCAUGCGGCGGGAGCGGAAGAGGAGGUGCCGUCGGAGUCGCAAUGCCGUCCAUACAUAGAGAAGGCGCUAAAGGAAAAAGUGGGGGGUGAUGUAGAGCCAGAAUCUCAAGAAAAAAACGAUUCAAAUGAAGCAACAGUGGAUGACGAUACGAAAGAAGAUACAUCAGUAGAAGAAGGGAAAGCGGAAACAGAAGACAGUAAGGAACAGGACAGCGGAGAAGUAGAAGCACCGUCCGUAGAAAUAGCUGAUGAACCUUACACGUCCCAAGUUUCCGCGGAAGACGAUGGUGAUGCAUCUAAAGAAGACGCGACAGUAGAAGAAACAGAUGACAAGACGGUAGAAGAAACCGAAGACGCGACAGUCGAAGAUACGGAGGACAGCGCCGAACAGAAAGAGGGUGAUGCUGGAGACAGCGAAGAAGCAUCUGCUGAAGAAAAAGAAUCCGAAAAAGACAGUGGUGAAGUGGCAGCCGAUGGUGAUAGCAAAGAGGAUGCCGCCACAGAGGAACAACAAGACAGCCAAGAAGACCAAGCUGAUAGCAAAGAAGUGAUGGAUGACAGUCAAGAAGCUCAGGCAGAGUCUCAGGCGGAUGACGGUGAGAGCGCUGAAACUGAAGAUGCCGCAGAAGAUGCAUCAAAAGAAGCAGCAGACGACGGUGAUAGUGGAGAAGAUAAAAAGGAGGACGAUGGAUCUCAAGAAAAGGCUGAAUCUAAAGAGGAUGAGCAAGCUUCCGGCGAAGAAAAAGAAGAUUCCAAAGAGGAAGCAGAAGACAAACCCGAGGAUGGAGACUCUAAGGAGAAAGAUGAAUCUGCUGAGGCCGCGAAAGAGAGCGAAGAAGAAGGAAGCAGAGUAAAGAGAGAGGCAGAAGACACUGAAGAGGCCAAAGAUAGCGGCGAAGAGGGCGAGGAGGCUGGUGAGGAAGGGUCCGAGGAGGAAUCUCAGGAAGGUGCCCCAGAAGAAGACUUAUUACUGACUGGAGAAAUACCCGAGAACCUGAGAUCGCGGGACCACAUCAUCCAGAUACUUCGUCUGGAUGAAGAUGCGAGUGAAGAUGAGCUCACCAUCGAGAAAUCAGCGGAGAUCAUCCUUCGGGACCUGAAGAGGCUGUACGAGAAUUCCAUCAAGCCCCUCGAGGGUCUAUACAAGUACAGGGACUUGAGCAAUAGGCAUUUCGGUGACCCUGAAAUCUUCUCGAAACCGUUGGUGCUGUUUAUGGGACCGUGGAGCGGUGGGAAGUCCUCCAUACUUAAUUACCUGACCGGCAUAGAAUUCACCAAGUGGUCUUUGAGAACAGGCGCCGAGCCAUCACCGGCAUAUUUCAAUAUCCUGAUGCAUGGCAAGGAGCCGGAGGUUCUGGACGGCACGCAGCUGGCGGCUGACUGGACGUUCUCUGGGCUGCAGAAGUUCGGCCAGGGGCUGGAGGAGCGUCUGCGGGGACUGCGGUACCCCAGCAAGCUGCUUGAGAAGGUGAACAUCGUUGAGAUCCCGGGCAUCCUGGAGGUGCGGAAGCAGGUGUCGCGUGUGUUCCCCUUCAACGACGCCUGCCAGUGGUUCAUCGACCGCGCCGACAUCAUCUUCCUGGUCUACGACCCGUCCAAGCUCGACGUCGGCCCCGAGACGGAGGCUAUCCUGGAUCAGCUGAAAGGCAGGGAGUCGCAGACGCGCAUUGUCCUCAACAAAGCUGACACAGUCAAACCGGAGGAGCUGAUGCGCGUACAGAGCGCGCUCAUCUGGAACAUAUCCCCCCUGAUGAGCUCGGCGCAGCCCCCGGUCAUGUACACGGUGUCGCUCUGGUCGCUGCCCUACGAGGCCGGGGCUCCGGUGCGGCUGCUGCAGGCGCAGGAGAGGGAGCUGCUCAGGGACCUCCGACACGCCGUCGAUAAGAGGAUCGAGAAUAAGAUAGCGAGUGCGAGGAGAUUCGCGGUCCGCGUGAGGAAUCACGCCAAGAUGGUGGACUGCUACCUGACGACCUACUACAACCACAAGACGAUAUUCGGCAACAGGAAGCUCAUCUCGGACGCCAUCAUCGAGAACCCCCAGAACUACCACAUCUACGAGGGACUCAGCACGCUCACAAACAUCUCAAGGUACGACCUGCCCGACCCGGAGACGUACCGCGACUUCUUCCGCCUCAACCCGCUGUACGAGUUCCAGCAGCUGUCCGCCACCUGCACCUACUUCCGCGGCUGCCCCAUCAACCGCCUGGACGUCGCCAUCGCCUACGACCUGCCCGAGCUCGUCGGCAAAUACAAGAAGAUGGUCGAAACCGCCACACCGCAAGGCAUGCCCAAAAGUUGAAACACCCGCUCGUUCUCUCGCGCGUAGCAUCGUCCGGCGCGGACCAUAGACAAUUUGGGCACAUUAUGCAUUUCUUUUUUAAUUGGAUUCUUUUUUUAGUUGAAAAUCGCAUUUUACUUUUUUUUUUGCUAUCGCUUACUCCCGACGGUGACGGUUUUCUUUGUGUUUUUUUCUCGUAGAAAAUGCAGGAGACAUCCAAUUUCCUAUUAACAUUAUUUUUAUACGAAUGUCAAAAGCAAUUUUAAUAUUCUAGUCAUUAAGUUUGUUAGUGAAAGUUGUUACGUACUAUUUAUUAUAAUUUAUGGCGCGUGCUGAUGGGGGUGAAAAAGAUUUGCGUUGCGGUCUCUACCCUGAAUCUCUGUUAGAUCGAGACGUUGUGAAUAUUAAAAUAAAGUAUAAA